AUGCAUGCUUCCUCCAGCCUCCUGUUGAAACGCAAUAAAUUCCUGUACCACUUUAAGAAUCUUCGCUGGGCGCGGGGCCGACAUGAGACCUAUUUGUGUUAUAUUGUCAAACGGCGCUACAGCUCGGUCUCCUGUGCAAUGGAUUUUGGAUAUGUUCGCAAUCGCCAUGGCUGUCAUGCCGAGAUGUUGUUCCUGCGGUACCUGUCAGACUGGGUGGGGCAGGACCCAUACCGCGCAUUUCGAGUCACCUGGUUUACGUCAUGGAGUCCAUGCUGGGACUGCUCUAAACGCACUGCAGAGUUCCUCCUGGACCACCCCAAUCUCAGCUUGCGCAUCUUCUCUGCACGCCUAUACUUCUGUGAAGAGCGCAAUGCAGAGCCUGAUGGGCUGCGGAAACUGCAGAAAGCAGGAGUGCGGCUGGCGGUGAUGAGCUACAAAGAUUAUUUUUAUUGUUGGAACACAUUCGUGGAAUCACGUGAAAAGAAAUUUGAGGCUUGGGAUGGGUUGCAUGAGAAUUCAGUGAGAUUGGCUCGAAAACUCAGACGUAUUUUACAGCCUCCAUAUGACAUGGAAGAUGUCCGAGAGGCCUUUGAUCUCCUUGGACUCUAAACAUGAAAAUUAUCCAGCGUAUAAGAACCAAACAACAGCUGUGACCCAAAAAUGAGAAAACUGAAUGUGCUUUGCAUCUCAGACUCGUAUCCUAAUAAAACAAAGGAGCAGAAGCCACUCUAGAUCCAAGACCAAAUACAAACUGUACCAGUCAAAGAGUAAACUCAGAUCCACUAAAAUUAGUGUCAUAAUCUAGAGAAUUUCAUGCCACAAUUGUGACCAAAGGCCCCAUAUAAAUCCAUAUAACUAUCUACAGUUUGCUAAAUGGUAGCCUGUAUCAGAGCCAAAUUAGAUCUAGAUUGAGAUUGCAUACAAGUUAAAUAUAGGUGUCCCAACAGCAUCAUCAGUUGAUUCUCACAUUUUAGCAAUUCAGAUCAAGAUCACCAAAAUCAAGGACAACAACAGAACCAAGGCUUAAAGAGAAAUGGAGUCCACAAGUCCACAACAAAGCAGCGAUUCAUCAAAGUCAAGAAUCAACACAAAAUUCAUGGAUCUACACCAGCUCCAAAAGCAGAACCAACACCAAAACUGAGACUGAAACCGGACCUAGGAUGCAAACGACAAUAUAAGGCCAAAACCAUGAUCAUAGUUGGUUCCAGAAAGAAGAUAUACAUAAAUUAAUCUACUUUAAGGCCCAAAAAAACUGGUCUACAUUCCACAGCAGAAUCAAUAACAAUAUUCAUAUAUAAUUCCCAUCCAAAGAACUAUGACACAGAGUCCACACAAAAUAAGAUCCAAUAUUAAACUCCAAAUGUUAACUCUGCGGAGGUUCCAAAACCCCACCUAGGGUCCACAAGUAAAACAUGUACAAAAUCUAAUGUUUUCACUAGAAUUGACACCAAAACCAGACCAAUAUUAAACGUACAAUGGGGACAAACACGAGAUAACCCCUGAACAUGCAUCCAGAAAAAAACUAGUUAAAUGACAUCUGGAGUUACUACAACAAACAUAAAUGGGAGAAAUUUAACAUAAGAGUUGAAAGCAGAAACAAAACUCAGACCAGCUCUCAACGCAACCUUCAAGAAACAAAGUCAGAUUUCAUAUCACUACAAGUAUUUGUAUACGAUGAAAUAGAUCGUUUAACAGACCUCCUUAAUACUGGACAUCUUGCAAUCAUUUCAUUUGCAUUA
Molecule: messenger RNA, 1739 nt
Organism: Pelobates fuscus (common spadefoot toad)
Lineage: Eukaryota; Metazoa; Chordata; Amphibia; Anura; Pelobatidae
Gene: AICDA
Product: activation induced cytidine deaminase
Exons: 4
Coding region: 1-609 (202 amino acids)
Biological process (GO): cytidine to uridine editing
Cellular component (GO): nucleus; cytoplasm
Molecular function (GO): RNA binding; cytidine deaminase activity
Source: RefSeq, a predicted model, not a curated record